Toxotes jaculatrix (banded archerfish) is the source of this 4695-nucleotide messenger RNA. RefSeq names its product activin A receptor type 2Ba (gene acvr2ba). The record is from RefSeq and is a predicted model, not a curated record. The transcript has 11 exons. Gene Ontology annotation, molecular function: activin receptor activity; activin binding; ATP binding. Gene Ontology annotation, cellular component: plasma membrane; activin receptor complex. Gene Ontology annotation, biological process: protein phosphorylation; activin receptor signaling pathway; cellular response to growth factor stimulus. The coding region runs from base 484 to 2043 and encodes 519 amino acids. Lineage: Eukaryota; Metazoa; Chordata; Actinopteri; Toxotidae.
GGGAGGACAAGGCGGUGGAGGGAGCAGCGCUGAGCCUCAGAGAGAAAGAAGGAGCGGGGAGAGACGGGCAGAGGAGAGCUGGUCUGCGGGCUCAUUUCUCACCUCCAGCCGCCUUUUCCGGUGUUUGUCGCCGGCUGCUUUGGGAACUUUCUGCGGGCUGGGACUGUGAGUGACCCCGGGCUGAGCCGCCACUGCUGCCCGCCCCGCAUGGCUCCGGAUCCGCUGGGAACUUCUCCGUAGAGCCGUGCGGGUCUGGUGCGUUUUGGAGGAGGAGGAGGAGGAGGCUGCUGGCUGGAUUAUUACACACUGCACACACACACACACACACACAAGCCCACUGAACACAGACGCUCCCCCGGAGCCCGGGCCUGGCUGCGUCCCUCUGCGCUUACGAACUUGUCUUUUAAAUGUUGGAGGAGGAUCCGGGGGACAGCAGGAGUCAACCUGGCGGCGCAGCGGCGACCGCCUCCAUCUAGAGGGAAUAUGUGGCUCUCCGGGCUGACAUGUGCGCUUCUGCUGGGAACUUUGUGUGCAGGGCUGAGCCACGGGGAGGCAGACACCAGGGAGUGUUUGUACUACAACGUCAACUUCGAGAUCGAGAAGACCAAUCAGAGCGGGGUGGAGCGCUGCGAGGGCGAGAAGGACAAACGCUCGCACUGCUACGCCUCCUGGAGGAACAACUCGGGCUCCAUCGAGCUGGUGAAGAAGGGCUGCUGGCUGGACGACUUCAACUGCUACGACCGACAGGAGUGUGUGGCGACGGAGGAGAGUCCUCAGGUUUUCUUCUGCUGCUGUGAAGGAAGUUUUUGCAACGAGAGGUUCACACACCUGCCUGACGUCACGGGGCCAGUGAUCAAAGCCCCGCCCCCCAGCGUCGGCGUGUUAAACGUGAUGAUUUACUGCCUGCUGCCUGUCACCGUGCUGUCUGUGGCUCUGCUCACCGCCGUCUGGAUGUACCGCCACCGGAAACCUCCGUACGGACACGUGGACAUCAUUGAGGACCCUGGUCCUCCUCCUGCUUCCCCCCUGCUUGGUCUCAAGCCUCUGCAGUUGCUGGAGAUUAAGGCUAGGGGGCGCUUCGGCUGCGUCUGGAAGGCCCAGAUGAUGAACGAAUACGUGGCCGUCAAGAUCUUCCCCAUCCAGAAUAAAGAGUCGUGGCAGAGCGAGAGGGACAUGUUCACCACACCGGGUAUGAGGCACGGAAACAUCCUGAGGUUCAUCGCCGCAGAGAAACGGGGGAGUCACCUGGAGGCCGAACUGUGGCUCAUCACCGAGUUCCACGAGAGGGGCUCCCUGUGCGACUUCCUGAAGGGAAACGUGGUCAGCUGGUCCGAGCUGUGUCACAUAGCCGAGUCGAUGGCGUGCGGCCUGGCUUACCUUCACGAAGACAUCCCGCGACAGAAAGGAGAAGGACCCAAACCAGCCAUCGCUCACAGGGAUUUUAAGAGUAAGAACAUCAUGUUGCGUUCAGACCUCACAGCAGUAAUCGGUGACUUUGGUCUCGCCGUUGUCUUCGAGCCGGGGAAACCACCUGGAGAGACACAUGGACAGGUAGGGACCAGGCGUUACAUGGCUCCGGAGGUCUUAGAAGGAGCCAUCAACUUCCAACGAGACGCCUUCCUUCGAAUCGACAUGUACGCCAUGGGCCUGGUGCUGUGGGAGCUGGUGUCUCGCUGCAAGGCUGCUGACGGUCCCGUGGACGAGUACAUGCUGCCGUUUGAGGAGGAGGUCGGGCAGCAUCCGUCACUGGAGGACCUGCAGGAGACUGUCGUCCACAAGAAGAUGAGACCGUCCUUCAAAGACCUCUGGCUCAAACACAGUGGUCUGGCUCAGAUCUGCGAGACGGUGGAGGAGUGUUGGGAUCACGACGCCGAGGCUCGUCUGUCGGCCGGCUGCGUGGAGGAGAGGAUCUCCCAGGUCCGCCGCCUCACCGCCACCAUCACCCCGGCUACCUCCGACCGCCACACCCUGCUGGUCUCCACGGUCGCACCUGUUCCCAUGGUAACCAAUGUGGACCUGCCACCCAAAGAGUCCAGCACAUGAGGAGGAAGUAGAGAUCUAACAAAACAAAACCAAACUUUUCUGGAGGCCUGUUGUUACCGGGGAUUUUUCCUGAUGUUCGGUUCAACUUCCUCUGAAUACGACCGAAGGACACUAAACCACACGCACACGCACACACACGCACACACACACACUCACACACUCACACACGCACACACGCACACACACACACUCACACACACUCACACACGCACACACACACGCCAUCUUUUCUCAGUGGAAUUUUCCAACCAACCAGAAACUCGGCGUUAAAGCAGCUGCUAUUUUAUCUCUGGAUUGUGAUUUGAACUCGUCUCCUUUUCUUUUCCUUUCGGACGAAUACAAACCAGCACACGUCCUCGUUUGUUUUCCUCAUGUCUUUCUUUAAACCAAGUGAGUGUGUGUUUCCUGUAAAAACAGAGUAAACCUGCGUACUCACACACACUCACACACACUCACACACACUCACACACACUCACACACACUCACACACACACACUCACACACACUCACACACACAGGAAAACCUAACACUGAAACGCGUUCAGGUCCCGACUCAGUGAAUGCUCUUUUAUCUCCAGGUACCUCAGCGAGGUUUUCCUCGUGCAUUCCUCCCUCUGCUGUCUUCUUCUACUCCUCCGACAGAUUCGGAUUUAUCUGCCUACCUGGCAACUUCGCAACCUCGUCACCUAGCAACCACCUACCAUCAAUCUACCUUUGGGACGUUUUUUUACUACAGUGCUGCAAAACCCUUGUAGGAACGCGAUGACUGUUACACAAACACCGACAGCAAAGGUUUUAAACUUCAAUUUUUCUACCUUCUCUCGGACUCUUCUUCUUUUCUAUUUUUCGGCCGUGACCACGCCACUAUUCACACAGGACAAACCUUCGGAUCCAACGGGUUGUAUCCAAAAAAUGGGAAACAGGAAGUGAGGUCAGAAGGAAGGACAUGAAAAACAAAAGCCUGAAGGACUGUACAGUGUUUUUAAGGUGAAGGUUUCUUUCUCUCUUUUUUGUGUUCAGCUGUUUUAAUUUGAGGUUGAAGGCUGAGAGACUCUGAUGUGAUUGGUUGUCAGGAACCAGGAGGUAAACAUCUUGCAUGCAGAGAUUUGAUUGGCCGACUGCGCUCAACCACAGCAUUUUGGUUGGCUCGGAAAUAAAACUCUCAGGUAACCAGGUCUACAGGGGUUGGGGGGCGGGGUCAAUGUGAUGCGACGCCACCCACAAGUCUUUACAGGCAGGAAGGGGCGGGGACAACAACAGGUGUGGUGGAUUAAAUACUUUGGUGGGAGGAGUUUAUCCGAGGGUGCUCAAAGCCUAUUGGCUGUUCUGAAUAUGUAAAUUUGUAAGGUGCCCAAACAAACAAGGGGAAACGUGAUACCCUGAACAAAAGGUGCAAGACCUCAGGAUGCAUAGAGCGGCUUAUGCAUUUAGGUCCGAGUGUGUGUGUGUGUGUGUGUGUGUCACAUGAUGUGACAGAUGAUGAGUUUCCUUUUUUGAAUGUUGGUGUUAGAUUGUACCUGCUGAUUGUUUCCUAUUUGUUCAGUCUGGUUGUGUUUUACUGGGAGGUUAAGUGAAGGACCGGUGACCUUUGACCUCCUCAGCAUUCUGGCUGAGCUGCAGCAGAGAUCUGUUCAGAUCAGUGCAGCGAUCACACAGUGUCGUUGUGUCGUUCAGGCUGCGCAGCUGUGUUUCUGCAGCUGAUCCGACACUGAUCACAGCCUGCGACACACACGCGAGCGACACACACGCGAGGAAGACAACAGCAGUCAUGCUGUGAUGUUGGUGCCUGGACAGAUUCAUCAAAACUCUGGUUUCCACAUUUACAUUUUUCUUCAGUGUAAAGGUCAAAGUUUGCGGAGGUCAAAGGUCAUCAGGCUCCUUCUCACUUACCUGCUACAAUCUGCUCUUAUUCUUCAACCGGGACCAAAACCGGACGUGAAACCGGCCACGAAGAGUCCAGCUCAGAACCUCGCUUCAUCCUUUGUGCAUCAACACAAAUGAUGAAGUGAUAAGAACUGAAAAAAAAGAAAAGGAACCAUGUUGUUUUUAAAAUGUUUCAUUUGUACCUUAUGUUUUUUGUUCCUUCUGUGAUGCCAUACAUGUAACAGUGAAUGUCUACGAUGCUGCUGACGAUGAUUCAAACUCAAAGAUGAAUAUAUUUCUGUAUGUUCCUUUUUAUUGUUAAUUCCGUACGAAGUUAGUGAAGCGACGGGAGGCGUUUGGAAAACGUUGCACGUUCGACCGCGGGAACGACGGCGCGUGAAGGAGAAGAACUUUGACUAAUAAUCGAGUGGAAAGAUAGAAAAAAUAAAAAGACAUCAAAACAAUACAGCUCAUGAACCACAGAUCACCUCAAUACACCAGAAAUACCUCAAACUUUUCUACGUGGUAAAGUUCUGUUUUUAUAUUUUAUUAGUUGCUUUGAAAACGUGUAGUCACAUAAUAUUUUAUUGUGAAUGUUUCUUUGUUUUUAUUUAGUUUGGAUUUUUCUCUUUGAUUAGAGACGUUAAUGUUUUUUACACAAUUUUCUCCAAACUGGUUGAAGAAGAAGAAUGUGACCAGGUUAGGGCGAGUCUCAAACCUCCAUGUUGUAAAUAUACACUUUAGAAAUAAAGGUUUUUUUUAGACUGAUCUGAACUGCCGAUAUCACAA